Messenger RNA from Hydra vulgaris (swiftwater hydra), 438 nucleotides. RefSeq lists its product as uncharacterized. NCBI's taxonomy places the organism in Eukaryota, Metazoa, Cnidaria, Hydrozoa, Anthoathecata, Hydridae. The record is from RefSeq and is a predicted model, not a curated record.
AUGAUCGGUGAUGACGAUAACGGUAAUUUUCUUGCAACUCUAGAGCUACUCGCAAAGCACAACAAGACUCUUCAGUUACAUUUAGAAGAGGUUUCUCGCUGUCAACAAGAAGGUAAACAAAUUAUUGCGCAUUAUUUGGGUUGUAGUUCUCAAAAUGAAUUUAUAAAAGAGUGCGGAAGAAUCGUCUACGGUGCCAUCAUUAAAGAGGCGCAUAUGGAAAUUUACUAUUCUAUUCUUGUCGACGGAACGCCUGAAGUCUCUCUUACUGAGCAAAUUGCAUUUGUUCUCCGCUUUGUCUACUUUGGUAUUGAUAAAAAAUGGGUAGUUAAGGAGCGCUUUCUUGGGGUCGAAAGUCUUGAUAAAAAGAAAGGUUUGGAUAUUGCUAAGCUAAUUAUAGAUGUCUUAGAUCAAAAUGACAUUGAUCUGAAGAACUGUUGA